CAGAAAUCACACUCUCCACUGCACUGUAAUGUUCAUGGACAGCCCCUUAUGAGAUAGCCUUGAAUUUUUCUUGUACUUUCUUCGAGUUUGUCUCUUUGUACAGUUAUCUGGAGCCUGCAAGGAGAAAAUCAGAUUUAGGAGGAUUUGUAGCUCAUCAGACUAUUGCAGUUGAGCAGUAAUCCUGGUCGUGUGUACAGUCUGGACCGAGUGAAGAGAGUUUUCUUUCUGUAACAGCAGUUUGAAGAGUAGGGCUCUAACAUGUUGGGCAGGGGAACGUUGCUUUUGGACACACUGUUAUUCUCAUUUUUCUACAGCCAAGUUUCCCUGGGUGAUGUCAAACUGUUGGAUCCUACCUCACCUGUUAUUGACGACCGGUAUGAUGGAUGUCGUAAAGAAGCCAUGGAGAAGUUUACUCCUGAUCUAUUAAAAGAAGAGCUUGGCAAAAGUGAGAAAUUGCAGAAAGUAUGGAGUAAAUGGGAAGAGUGGAGAGCAUGGAGUAACUGUACCUCACAGAUCCCUGGUGGUACUGAAGACCACACUUCUGCCCUCUCCGUCUAUCACUUCGGAGAUGCAGAGUUUUUAGAGGAGCUGAACAAUGCAGUGGAGACAAUGAUGGUGAAUGUUACCACGUAUGAAAAGGACUUCCAUUUCAAGGCUCUUCAUUUCCUGCUGAUGGAUUCCAUGAUGUUGCUGAAGCCAAAGGAGUGCAGAGAGGUAUAUGCCACCCUGAAAGCUGGAGAAAAAGUACCAGAAAUAAACUCCAGAGUGAGAUUAGCAAGUUUCACAGCAGCCAACUCAGAUUUAAGCUCUAUAGAUUUGUACGACAUAACCAUUUUUAAAAUAAAAACUUGCUUCUAUGUCAACCUGGAUGACCAACUUUGUCUGAGAAAUAUUGGGGAAUUACUCCUAUCUCCAGCUGAACUCUUCACUGUGAAGAGUAUAAUAAAUAAAAAGUCUGCAGACGAUGAAGAGUACACAGAAGUUGUUCUGAGCCAAUCUAGUCUGGAAAGCAACCACAACUGUGUCAUGUUUUCAAGAUCAUCAGCUGACAUCUCCACCCAUUUCUUCCUUCCUCUGCUUGUGGCUUUGCCUUUAUAUUACAUGUGUCUUUAGAAAAGCAACCCAGAAAUCCCUGGAAGAGAAAAAUCAUGUCCUGCUUAGUAACCACAGUCAUUUAGAAGAAAUUUGUUAUUUAGCACAACAAUCUUUCUUGGACAUGAUUAUAAUAGUAGAAAACAAAAUGUUCAUUACAGAAUAAAAAUAUUUGAAGUUGUAUUUUCACCAUUUGAUAAUGGAUGGAGGAAUUGUUGCAAAAUGGAAAAUGUGAUCACAAUAUAUUUCAAAUAAGGGAAAAAAUUUCCACAUGGGAAAUGCCUGUAGGAAAAAUGUUGCAUAUGUGGAAAUGUUCCCAUAUUUGAAUGCUGCACAUAUGGCUAUAUUCAUUUUUAACACAUUUUUACUGUCACAUUUGAAAUUUUUGUCAACAAGCUUUGCAUGUUUCAAUAUAUAAAAUACCUGGGAAUGUUCCAACAAGUGAAGUGCAUGUUUUUGAAGUUGUACAUUUUGAUAAAAAAAAACUAUUUCGACCGUCCUUUUUGUCACAUGUGAAAUGUGUGCCAACAUUUGCAUGUUGAUGGGUUGUGUGUUUGACUUCAGCUUUGCUCACAAUUUGUUGAAGCAUCUUUGAGGAAGACACAUAAAUCCAAGGUGCACACAAAUCUGCAGACUGUUGUUGGAAUGUACAACCGUUGCAACCGAGUUCAGAUUACACAUUUUACAUAAAAAGCUUCAGAUUUUAGAUGCCAUGUGCAAUUACACAUGAGCACCAUAUGUAAUUGCAGCGGUUUCACAUGUGUUUUACAUAUUAUACCUUCAAAAUUCACCAAAAUUGCAUUUGUCAUGAGCAUAACAUGUAUUUUUACAUGAAUCACAGGGUAGAGUGAGGUGAGUUUGUGCCAGUUUUUACUUGAAGUGACUUUAAAGAAGAACUUCAUCAUCCAGCAGUUUUGAGCUGACAUCAUGCCAGCUACAUAAACUCACAGUGUAACCUACAAAAGCAAGAAACAUGUAAAAAAAAGUUUUCAAACUUAUCCUCGACAGUUCACACACAUAAUAAAAAACCCUUAAUCCUAACUUAUAAUACAUAUUUUUUUUCUUUUAAAUGUGUCUUCAUCUUUUGAAUGACGUCUAUCUUCUUUUUAGAAUGAGUAAAACAGCUGAGUCUUCGAAAAUGAGAGGUCAAAUUACCAAUUAGUCCCAUGUUUCCCUAGAAGCAAAGGAUGGCACGACUUCUCCCCUGUCGCAACUCAUCCAACUCUCCCCUGUUUCUCAUGGUUAAAUUUAAUGUAACAUUCCCACGAGUAAUCACAUUCACAUGGAAACUUUCUGUUUUUCUUUAGCAAAGACAUAUACAUAUAUAUUUCUCUGCCGUUUUUAUGCCGUGUAUGCCCUUAGAGGAAAAUCAGAAAAUAUUUAACUUCACCAAGGCUUCCUAGAUGAAAAAUAAAGAAAAAAGACUGAUGGAUGACCUUUCUCAUAUGGCAGGGGGUUAUUCUUCUGACAAAACAAAAUAGUUAUUUUUAGUUGAGGUUACUACACCAAUACACACUGUGCUUAUUCCAGUGGAAUCUGACUGGAAAUGAGACGUCGACGUAAAAGAAGAAGCAACUUGUUACAGGAAAGAGGAAUUAACCAUUCCAGGCAUGAACUUAAGGUCACUGAACCUAUUUUCUUGGGUUCACUGAAGGAAUGUAUUUUUUCUCUUGUGUCAGCUUAAAAUGAAGCUUUUCACAUGGCUGUUGUCUUGAGUUCUGAAGGAAAAUGAAGCCGUAAAACAUCCGAACCAGGAGUAUUUUUGGUCACUGUUUACAGUGACAGCUGACAUGAAGCCUCUGAUAUAAUGGAAAUCUUCUUGUAUUCUUGUUCUGUUUCCUCCUCUGUCAAGCAAACCACACUGAAUGUGUGAAAUUUGCUCAAAAAUGAAUAAAAGAUUCACUGAGAUAA
Molecule: messenger RNA, 3003 nt
Organism: Poeciliopsis prolifica (blackstripe livebearer)
Lineage: Eukaryota; Metazoa; Chordata; Actinopteri; Cyprinodontiformes; Poeciliidae
Product: T-cell ecto-ADP-ribosyltransferase 1-like
Exons: 3
Coding region: 259-1113 (284 amino acids)
Molecular function (GO): NAD+ poly-ADP-ribosyltransferase activity; NAD+-protein-arginine ADP-ribosyltransferase activity
Source: RefSeq, a predicted model, not a curated record